Molecule: messenger RNA, 1047 nt
Organism: Caenorhabditis briggsae
Lineage: Eukaryota; Metazoa; Nematoda; Chromadorea; Rhabditida; Rhabditidae
Gene: Cbr-frpr-14
Product: Protein CBR-FRPR-14
Exons: 8
Coding region: 1-1047 (348 amino acids)
Biological process (GO): G protein-coupled receptor signaling pathway
Cellular component (GO): membrane
Molecular function (GO): G protein-coupled receptor activity
Source: RefSeq, a predicted model, not a curated record
AUGGAAGCCUCUACCAGCCAAAUGUUGAACUUCGAGCCGCCUCCAAUAUUCUGUAAUUCUUGCCUGGGAUCCACAGACCCUGAGUACUUGACCUACAACCUAGCGGUUUCUGGAGUCCUUCUGGCUAUCGUCGGAAUGAUUGGACUUAUUGGAAACAUUUUGGUUGUUAAAACCUAUCUGCAUCCUGAACUGGCGAUCCAUUCCACGUCGAUCUAUCUAGCGGCGUUGGGAUUCUCCGACUUCUUUUUGGUGCUCACUGCCAUGUUUUUGUUUGUACUGGAGGCAUGGAGACAUCAUGAUUAUCCGACUCUGGCAUAUCUAUACGUCAUCGGAGCUCCCAUAGUCUUUCCAGUGGCCGCGGUUUUUCAAACGAGUUCCGUGUAUUUUUGUGUUGCUGCUGCUGUCGAUUGUUUCAUUGUGGUGGUACUUCCGGAAAGUGUAAAAGUGCUCUAUUGUACACCGAGACGCGCCAAAAUGACCUGCCUGAUCCUUUUCGUAAUCUGCUGUGCCUACAAUGUCCCCCAUUUCUUCGAACUGGAAAAAGUCGAUUGUCUAGAUGACAACGGCCUGGAUUCAAUGCAAAUUUGUCCCACUGACAUUCGUCUGGAUGCUGCUUACUAUGCAAUUUAUUACACUUAUAUGUACACAACUUUUCUGGCAAUUGGACCAUUAUCUCUUCUAAUUCUUCUCAAUGUUUGUGUCGUUUUUACUGUUGUCACCAAAGGAAGUAAUGAGGAAAAUGGAGAAGACGACACCAUCUCUCUUAUUCUCGUCGUGUUUUUCUUCAUUUUCUGCAAUUUCACAGCGCUUAUGGUCAAUUUUAUGGAGAUAAUUUUCGACGACCCGACAAUGCUCGUUUAUUUUGUGGAUCUGUCGAACUUGUUGGUGGUAGUGAAUGGGACGGCGAAUUUCUUUUGCUAUUUCAUUUUUGGGACCAGUUUCCGGAAUACGUUGAAAAAGACCAUCCUUGGUGCUCCGGCAAAACGUUCAGCAGUGCUAUGGAUCAACGACCAGGAGAACAAAAAUCAACAGACUUCAUUGAUUUGA